UUUCAUUUCAAUACUUGAUAGUGUUACGUCGCCUACAGAAAAAGUAGAUUGCUGUAGCUGAUUAAAUUUUGAAUGUAUUAAGCACCAAAACCAUUUAGGGUUGUUUUUUCCGUACAUUUAAACAUUGAUUCAAUUGAAUUCGAUUUGAAUAAACUCUAAAUAAUUUAGAAAGAGUGCUUCUGUGCUACUAUGUGUCAUAUUUGCAAAUUUUGUAAAACCUUAAAAUUAGUUCUGUGUAACUGUGACAUUCGAAUAACGUGGCAAUAAAAGGUUAACAUAACAAAUAUGUGAAUUAGGGUAGCUACAUUUUUUAUUCAUCACUGUAGAAAAGGAUAGCAUCUGAAGGAUUACUGAAUAUAGUGAGUUUUUUCAUAGCAUGCACAUAAUCUGUUUUUGUACAUCUAAUAGAAAACAAGUGACGUGACAAAUUCCUUUGCGCUCCACACUCAUACGAGCAUACAUAGUUGUUCUAAAAUUGUGUAUAUACACACUUUGUAUACAGUGAGAGGUGACGAACGAGCAACAAACUACAUACCAUCGAUUCCGCAUAUUAAGCAACAUACCUGUAUUGUAUCUGCUUUUGUAUAUACUGAAAGGAAUUUCUCUAAAUAUUUAGAAAUGCCAAAUUCAUACUGAAUAACUGUAACAUGGAUUGGUCAACAGGAGAUCUGAUAUGGUUUGAUCCUGGCUUAGGACAUCCAUUACCAGGAGAGAUACUGGAAGUGCAUCGUGCUGCUCAAGUUAUUAUUGUGCAAGCCGUUAUUAAUGGCCAGCAUCAAACCUUUACUCUUGGUCCAAAUGAAGGAAGUCUUCGUCCACGCCAAGAUCUCGGCAAAACUGGAGUAGAGGAUAUGACGCAACUGGAAGAUCUACAUGAAGCGUCGCUACUCUGGAAUCUUAAGCUACGAUAUGACAAUGGGCUAAUCUAUACGUACGCUGGGAGUAUUCUUAUAGCAUUAAACCCAUACAAAAUGUUUGCAGACGCAUACUGUAUUGAAAUGGCUAAAAUGUACGCAGGUAAGCCUCUUGGUGCACUUCCUCCACAUUUAUUCGCGAUCGGCUCUGCUGCUCAUGCAUCUUUACCAUCGCCUCAAGUCGUAGUUAUCUCUGGCGAAUCUGGAUCAGGAAAAACGGAAUCAACGAAAUUAGUAAUGCAAUAUUUAGCAGCAGUCGUUCCUGGAGGAGGAUCUGCUUCUGCCGUUAUAACAGAACAAAUUCUGGAAGCAGCUCCACUACUUGAAGCUUUCGGCAAUGCCCGCACAGCAAGAAAUGACAACAGUUCACGUUUUGGAAAAUACUUGGAAGUAUUUUUUAAAUCAGGAGCAAUUAUUGGAGCAAAAAUAACUCAGUAUUUGUUAGAGAAGUCCAGAAUUGUCACACAGGCCCCUGGUGAACGCAAUUAUCAUGUGUUCUAUGAACUACUAGGAGGCCUUUCAGAAUCCGAACGAACAAAAUACGGUCUACUUGAUGCAGAAAAAUACUUUUAUUUGAACCAGGGUGGAUCUGAUUGCUCACCAGGGCGUGUCGAUUGGGAUUCUUUACAAGGUGCAAUGCAAGUACUCGGAGUAUCAGAGAACGAGCGGGAAGGUAUAGUCAAUGUUUUGGCUUCCGUUCUACACCUAGGAAAUGUGUAUUUCCACAGGAGACAAUUACGACAUGGCCAAGAGGGCGUAGAAAUAGGAUCUGAUGCUGAAAUUAAAUGGACAGCUCAUCUACUACAGAUACCGUCAGAAGGCAUUCUCCGUUCAUUGACAUCUCGUAUAACUGAAACACGAUCAGAACGCUUGUAUACUCCCCUUGGUAUUGAUCAAGCUUUGGAUGCCAGAGACGCUCUAGCCAAAGCACUUUAUUCCGGAUUAUUUAACUGGCUUGUUCUACGAAUAAAUUCAAUCGUACACAGAGGAGGAACAUAUGAUGCGCAUCGAAUUUCAAUACUUGAUAUAUUUGGAUUUGAAGAUCUUGCAGAAAAUUCGUUUGAGCAAUUGUGUAUCAAUUAUGCUAAUGAAAGCCUUCAACUGUACUUUAAUAAACAUGUAUUCAAAUUGGAGCAAGCGGAAUAUGCCAAAGAGCGACUCGAAUGGAACUCAUUGGAAUGGGAUGAUAAUCUACCUGUGAUUCAUCUAUUGGCCAAAAAACCAGUUGGAAUAUUUCACUUACUAGAUGAUGAAUCAAAUUUCCCGCGAGCCAACGAUUUGAGUUUCUUAGAAAAAUGUCAUUACAACCAUGCACUAAAUGAACUGUAUUCCAGACCACGUAUUGGUGCUCAAGAAUUCGGAAUAACACACUAUGCAGGGUUAAUUUGGUACUGUGUCGAAGGCUUUCUAGAGAAGAAUAGAGAUGCUUUAAAAAUGGAUGUUAUAGAAUUGUUGAACUCUAGCACCGAACCGCUUGUAGGAGAAAUGACUAAACAAUUAAAAGCACAGCGUGAUAUUGGAAAGACAUUACCACGUGGGACCAAUGGAAGAUUUGUAACGAUGAAACCUAGAACACCUACUGUAGCUGCAAGAUUCUCAGAUUCAUUGCAGCAACUGCUUCAAUCUAUGGCUAAAUGUAACCCAUGGUUCGUAAGAUGUGUUAAACCGAAUAGUGAAAAACAAGCAUUGCGUAUUGAUAUGCCUUGCGUUUUACAACAACUCAGAUACCUGGGUAUGCUUGAUACAAUCAAAAUAAGACAACGCGGAUAUCCCGUACGUCUUAGAUUCCAACAUUUUGUAGAACGAUAUAGACAUAUGCUCAAGACUCCACUUCCGCGGGGUACACCGUAUCGAGAACUUGGACGUUUUAUUCUAGAUUCCUUACCUAGCACAAACACAGAAGGACCUGAUUUUCAACUUGGUGCUACACGAGUAUUUUUGAGAGAAGCCUUGCAUCGCACGUUAGAAGCAAGUCGAUCGGAACGUUUACGCAUCGCUGCAAUUAUUAUACAAAAACAUGUUCGUGGAAUGUUAUCCCGAAAACGAAUAUACAGGCAAAGAAACGGUGCAGUAUCUAUUCAGAAGAAUUGGCGUGGAUAUCGCGAAAGGAAAAAGUACGUUGCACUUAAAAAAGCUGUUGUUAAAGCACAAUCGUUAUUCAGAGGUCGCGCUCAGAGAUUGCGUUAUGUCAAAUUCAAAACAGAACUGAGGCGGCGGAGGGAUAUGGAACAGCUUCAUAAGGAGCGGACAGCUCAAAAUUUAGCAAAAGAGCAGAUUGAGAGAAGUUCGUCAGCGUUGUUGGAUAUACCAGCAGAAUUAGUAUUUAUAUAUUCCAAAUCCGAAGAUUGGUUCGGUCAACAAAAUGAUCGUUAUUUGGUUAAAGUAGUAGGAACUGUUCCUGGUCCCCCUACUGCCUCAGACUUACCGCCUGAUUUAGACCAAUUCAGUUUUGGCAAAUUUAGUUCAGUAUACUGCAAUGGAAUAAAAAUAUCCUCAAGGCGAGAUGUGAUAACAACACCAUUUUUGUCCAGGGCUGCAGCUCGCGAUCAAGAUUUUAAAGAUGCAAUAGCAAUUUUCAAAUUAAUACUAAGAUUGACAAAUGAUUCUUCAAUUGAUCAAAACAAAGAAAAAAUUUUAGCUGAUUAUGUUGUACACAAAGGGUUGUCAUCAAGAGGAUUGAGGGAUGAAAUACUUGUUCAAAUUUGCAAUCAAGUAUACAAAGCAGAAGAAACCUCAGCAAAAAAGUUAUGGUUGCUAAUGUCACACUGUUUAUCUGCCUUUCAACCUGGGUCUGCAUUCAAUAAAUACCUCAUUAAAUUCAUAGUGGAUAAUGCACCCCAAAACACAAAAGAGCAACUGUUAAAGAAACUUUUGAGAAACGAUACUGGAAAUCAAGCAAAUCCAUGUCGUCUUUUUCCUCCAUCCUGGCUAGAAUGGAGGGCUUCAUCUAGACUAGCUGAUACUGCUCUUGGCCUUAUUUUACCUGAUGGUAUAAUGCAAACGGUUGCAGUUGAUUCUUGGACAACAUGUGAAGAAGCGGCAGCAUUGGCAAUUUCAUCACUUGGAAUUCCUAAUCUUGGUUGGACUGUUAUAAUUGAUGAGAGUGGUUUGAUAACAGAUUCAUGUGGCUUAGAUUUCGUGCUGGAUUUAGUUUCCGAGAAAGAACUUUGUCCUGCUUUCCCAGCAGUUCGAAGCGAUUUACUAAGAUGUGGCAAUAAAAACAGCCAAACUUCUUUUCUGGAUACAGAUUCAAAUCUUAAACGUCCGCAAGUGCCGCCCCCUGAACCACCAGCAACUAAGCGUAUAUCUGAUUUGCAAAUGGUUACUGCUUCUAUGGAUUUAUCCGUAAUUGAAGGAAAACUCGAAGGAGAUGAAAUAAAACCAGAGUACACAAGACACAUGGACACGCGAAAGAUGUCACAUGAUGUAAUUUCUCGUAACAAACCACUCAAUGAUAGAUACUUUGAAGUCGAAAAAUCCAGGUCGAGGUCGUUGGAUGAUUUAUUGGUUACCGAUUCGAGUGAAAUCAUGACAAUGGAUGAAUCGGAGCCUGCUAUAUCACUUAUGGUUCAUAGUAAAAACGACCAUUACAGAUCGAGCGAUGGUAUUGCACCACUUAAAGAAUCACAACCAAGAUAUGUCAAAUCCCAAUACGCCGGAAAGCGUUUAGCAGGAUCUCACUCCAAUAAGUACGUUGAUCGUUCAGAAAUGAGUAUUCGGUCAUCUGCUAUGUCCGACACUAGUGAAGCUCCAUCUUUAGCAAGCCACGUAAGACGUGUACGAGUACCUUCACAGGCAUCUGAUGUAGAUCAGUUUCUCGAUGACUUAUUCAGUCCGGUUCUAGAUGGUUCGUUAGACGAAUUAUCGGACGCCAGGUCACUCGCUGCUAGCAUAAGAGGUACAGAAGAGAAUAUCGAAAUAUAUUACACAACUAAUCAAUGUCUUGACGGAAUUUUACAUCCUAUUCGCAUAUGCAAAACUAUUGCCAUCAUGCAAAAUGACAAGAAGAUCUUAAAUCGAAUUAAGGGUGGAGGAACUGCUCAUCAAACAAAGAACAAUGUGCAGAAUGGAUUUUCACCAAACACGCCUAAUUUUAACUCAACACCCAUAGCUCCGAUCGCUCCAAUCAACCAAAAUUCUCUUUUAAUGAUGACUGCUUCAAAUCCUGAUGUUGUAGUGCCUGUUUUUAAUUUACCCUCGGGAGUUGAUCCUACUGUUUACCAACAACAGGUACAACGCGCAUUUCUUCAAUCAGCUAUGGCCCAAAAUAUUCAAAUACAGCAACAACUAAUUGCACAGAAUCAAGCACUUCAAACAUUACUGACUCAACAGGAUACACCAUCCUCACCUACAACUGUGUCCCCAAAGCACAUAGCCGCAGUAUCACCACAGUCAUCAAACCGCAAAUCCAGCGCGAAAAGCAAAUCUGAUUCUGCGACAACCUCUUUCUCUGAUCUUUUGAGAAGUCGCAAGGAUUCUUCAACGAGUAAUUUGAUACCACCACCGCCACCACCACCAUUACCUCCUCCGCUAGAAAUGAAAGACCCACUUGAAGUAAGACCAUUUCUGGAUCCUUAUGGUCGUGCAAAAACCGUAAGAAUAGGAAAGUGGAGAUGGCCUCCUCCACAAGGUACGGUAGGUGGGGAAGCCGAUGAAAACUUCAUUCAAUUUAAAAUGCGCCAUACCAAUCGAAAAACCACACCUCAAUCGCAAAUUAACAGCAAUUUUGAAUCACCGAUUGGUUCUCCUAACGGUAUUGAAUGGGAUGAAUUCGAAAUUGAUCAGCAAAGUGGAGACAACUCUAGUAGUGAUGUCAAUCAAAAAUCAACUCAAAUCAACCGUAGCGGAAAGCGAAGUUUCGACGUUGGAGCUGAUAGACCAUUACCAAGUAGUGUUGGAAAACUGAAAUUGAGUAAUGAAAUGCGACAGCGUCUUGAACAGGUAACCGCCGGACAUUCUGUGAGGUCAACAAGUACUCGUUCGGAUAGAACAGAACGUGUACCCAGCAAACUAGAAGAUACUCGUAGAAUGAUUUUAGAACAACAGUUGGGAGGCAUUGCACCAUUACAAAAUACUUCAAACCUACCAUCUGAUAUGCAGUCUGUAAAAACACAAGUUCAAAGAAUGGAGGCAUCUAAAAAGGCACCAUCUACAACAUGGCCCACGGUGCUACCACCAGCUCCAGCAGGACCAGCCCCUCCUCCACCCAUUAGACCACCAAGCGUAAUGCCACCAGCUCCACCUCCUCCAUUACACUCCAACAAUGGAAACUAUUCAGCACAUCAACAUUUAGGACUUCAAGAUAUUCCUUCGUUUGUUCAACGACAGGAACGAGAUACUUUCGGGGCAAAAGACCCAUAUGGUGACUCAUGGAGUCGUGCUGAGGCAGCAAAACUUGAACUAGUAUACGAAACAAGUUUUAAAAAAGAAGCAAUUCAACGCGAGAGGUCCAGGUCUCGCUCGAGAUCACGGGAUCGUGAGAAUUUCUCUGAAUCGGUUUGGGAUCGCUCAGAGGUCGAGGGUCCAUCCUCCACAAUAAGCGAGAGAGAAAACAAGGAACGCGAAAAACGCGAUCGGAAUUAUGAAAUGUCUCAAAUUCAACGCGAAAAAGAAAGCAAUAAAGUCUAUCAACCUUCCCUAGGAAAAGAACGAACUAAAACAAACAUAAACAACCGGCAAUCAAUUGCAACGUUUAAAACUCAUAUGGUUCAAAAAAGUGUUCAGGAAAAAGAACGUAAAUCAUCUGCCACUACUAUAACAUCUAUGAAUGAUGAUAUACUGAAUGGAACUGAAAUGAUGACACAUGAUCCUCCAGCUCCGAUUUUACCUGCUCCGCCAUCAUUGAAAACUCCUGCUUCAGCUUGUCUCACUUAUAACAAAGUAAUAUGGAAGCUCAAAGUUAGGAAAGAAGUAUUUCGGCCCAAUGAAACUGUUAAUACUCCAGCUGCUUUAGAUCUACUUUAUUCUCAAAUUUCGAAUGAUGUACUUGGAAUAACUCCAUGUCUCCGUAUAACACCCCAAGAAAGGAGGACAGCUUUGAACUUAUUAAAUAGUCAUGGAGUAUCAGGCGAGAACACUACAGGACAAGUUAGAGCGAUUGUAAAACGUCAUUUAUUAGAUAUGGCGCGAAGUUGGCCUCUGUACUUUUCACGAAUGUUUUUACUCAAUGGAUCACCUGCCAUUCCUGGAGGAACUAUUCUAGCGGUUUCUCAUACGGGUGUGUAUCUAGCCAGGAAAGAGCAAGAUUUCAUUGCAGUUCAUAAAUCAAUGCAAUUCAUUGAUAUUCAUAGCGUUACGACAUUACCACGACCAUCAACUAUUCAAAUAAAUUUGAAGAACGGAAAUCGCUUGGUACUCCACGCUCCAAAAGCAACCGCCAUACAAAGCAUGGUACAAUCAUUCUUAGCGGAAUACCGUCAGACUCAAUCAAAAGGAUCUACAAUAUCAUCCGGUGUAAGAGCGGCUGCUGCGACACUGAAUGUUCCGCUAGAACGUCUUGAAAUAUCUAACAACAAUCCAAUUUCCCCUAAUCAGAGCUCCCCCGCUGAGAGAGCGAAUCGAUUAUCGCACGUGGAAUUUGAAAGUAUUCUCGUUGAUGGCAAUUUACCACAACAGAAUGAUGUUUCCGUAUCACCAACUCUUCAGAACAACUAUGGACCCAACGUGCACUACAAAAACCCAGUAAGUCCAACGGAACAUAGCCACAUUCCUAAUAAUUACAUCAUACAACAUGAGGAAUCAUCGCCGACUCAAACGUCACUUACGAAGUACUCACUGCUACAGUUUGCAAUGCAGCAUUUCAGAAAUGACGAAGAUGAAUUCAAAACAGGGAAAAACGACAAUCGAUCAAAUCCACGAAAUCCACAUGCCGAUUUAGUAAAAUGGCAAGGACAACCACUUAAGGUACCACUACUCCGACUUCCACCAGAUUUGGCUCCAUUAGCACUAGAGUGUUUUGAGUGCAUUCUUCGAUACUGCGGAGAUUUAAGUCCCGAUCCAGAACUGACAGAAGUAAAAUGCGUCUACACCGCCUUGAUGCACUGUCACAAGCAUCUGGCGUUACGCGAUGAGGUUUAUUGUCAAUUGAUAAAACAAACAACAGCCAAUCGUUCAUCCUGUCCUGAGUCAUCCCAAAGAGCAUGGCGAUUACUAAGCAUUUUAGCAGCAUAUUUUGGCUGUUCUGAUGCUUUGCGCCCUUAUUUGAUAGAACACCUUACCUCAGCGGCGUCCGACCGUCGAAGACCAUGUCAUGGAACUGCCGCUGUUUGCCUUACCAAUCUUCGUAAAACAGCCCGCUGUGGAGGACGGAAAAAUGUUCCCAGUGUCGAGGAAGUUACUGCAGUGUCUGCUGGACGUUCUGCAAGGAGACAGAUAUAUCGAUUACCAGGAGGAGCAGAACGUAUAGUAAACACUCGCUGUUCUACCGUUGUUGGAGAUGUAAUUACUGAAUUGUGCUCACUUUUGGGAAUAGAAAUUCCGGCAGAACAACAAGAGUUCUCAUUAUAUUGUAUUGUUCAAGGAGAUGCAUUUACGAUGCCACUGGCGGCCGAUGAAUAUAUACUAGAUGUAACAACUGAACUACUCAAAUCGGGACAACCAUUUUAUCUUAUUUUUUGUCGUUCCGUGUGGCAUUUCUCUCUUAAACGUGAUCCAGCACCAACUCCUUUAUAUGUAGAAGUCCUAUUUAACCAAGUAGCUCCAGAUUACUUAGAAGGAUUGCUUUUGGAAUUGCCAAAUGGAGGAGCUCCAACUCCAGAUUUUGUUCGUGACAUGGCUAGGAUUGCAGCUAUAUUACACAGAGCAGCCGAUUUGAACCAUUUACCAGCGAUGAAAGAGAUAAAAUUUCUUUUGCCCAAACCAGCACUAUCUCUUCGGGAACUUAGGCCUGCUCAGUGGGUAGCAUUAGUACAAUCUGCAUGGCCUACUAUUGCUGGAUUGAGUCCCAUACAAGUAAAAGCACAAUUCUUAAAUGUGUUAUCUACAUGGCCGCUGUUUGGAAGUAGUUUCUUUGCUGUAAAACGUGUAUGGUCUGAAGAAAACCCAGCAGACGAGAUCAGUCCUAUGUGCAGAGAGUUGAUACUAGCUCUCAAUAGGCGGGGAGUGCUAUUUUUGGAACCAAACACACAUGAGACAAUGCAACACUGGCCAUUUAACGAAGUUAUUUCCACUAGGAAGGUUCGGUCUGAGGAUGGUGCGCUCUUCCUGGAUAUGAAGGUAGGAAAUCUUCUUCAACAGCGGGUCAUCAGAGUUCAAACGGAACAAGCUCAUGAAAUAUCAAGACUUGUACGACAAUACAUCACCAUGGCGCAGAUACAACUAAGAGAUCGUAGAGAAUAAUUUUACCAAUACAGCACAUAAAUACAAUAUGAUAAUAAAUACAACAAAGAUUGAAUAUACAUAAUUAUAUAGCUGAUAAGUUUUAUUUAUGGGUAUAAUAUUUUUUGUAGAACUCAAAUAGUUAUUAGCCGUCUUAGCACAUCUAACACCAAUAUAUUUGAAAUGUAUUCAGGUUUA
Molecule: messenger RNA, 9428 nt
Organism: Wyeomyia smithii (pitcher-plant mosquito)
Lineage: Eukaryota; Metazoa; Arthropoda; Insecta; Diptera; Culicidae
Gene: Myo10A
Product: unconventional myosin-XV
Exons: 11
Coding region: 648-9251 (2867 amino acids)
Cellular component (GO): myosin complex; cytoskeleton
Molecular function (GO): protein binding; ATP binding; cytoskeletal motor activity
Source: RefSeq, a predicted model, not a curated record